Molecule: messenger RNA, 3110 nt
Organism: Ylistrum balloti
Lineage: Eukaryota; Metazoa; Mollusca; Bivalvia; Pectinida; Pectinidae
Product: methylthioribulose-1-phosphate dehydratase-like
Exons: 8
Coding region: 171-866 (231 amino acids)
Cellular component (GO): cytoplasm
Molecular function (GO): methylthioribulose 1-phosphate dehydratase activity; metal ion binding
Source: RefSeq, a predicted model, not a curated record
UUUACAACAACACGAUCUACCUCUAGGACACUAUGAAACCUACAUGUUGAUCUCAGUGUUAUCAGCUCUUAUGCAACACUUUUCCGUAACAGGUAGAAUCACUAGCUGACUUUAUAUUGAAGAUGAGCACCUUACAGAGAUUUACACUGUAAAUGCCAGCUUGAUCAAACAUGCUUACCAACGAGGAGCACCCAAGGAAUCUGAUCCCUGAGCUUUGUCGUUUGUUUUACAAUCUUGGUUGGGUGACCGGGACUGGAGGAGGUAUCAGCAUAAAGGAUGGAGAAGAAAUCUACAUUGCCCCUUCAGGAGUCCAGAAAGAGAGAAUACAGCCAGAGGACCUAUUUGUGCAGACAAUGGAUGAGAAAGACAUUGCAGGACCACCGCCUUCUAAAAAGUUAAAGAAAAGCCAGUGUACACCCCUUUUUAUGAAUGCUUACACUAUGAGAGAUGCUGGUGCAGUGAUUCACACACAUUCCAAAGCUGCUGUCAUGGCAACACUAUUGUUCCCAGGAAUCGAAUUCUGUAUCACACACCAGGAAAUGAUCAAAGGAAUCAGAAAGUGCAAAUCUGGUGUCAAUUACAGAUAUGAUGAAAAACUGAUUGUUCCAAUUGUUGAGAACACGCCUCAUGAAAAAGAUUUAAAGGAGGCUAUGUCAAGAGCCAUGGAGGAUUAUCCAGACACAUGUGCAGUGUUGGUCCGAAGACAUGGUGUUUAUGUAUGGGGAGAAUCCUGGCAGAAAGCAAAGACUAUGUGUGAAUGCUACGACUACCUGUUUGAUAUAGCUGUACAGAUGAAACUCCACGGACUGGAUCCCACAGAAUUACCUUCUGUGCCUAAAGGAGCUUACAUUACGGGAUGUCGUUGAUGCACGAUCUCUUAAACUUUUUUUCAUCACUCACACUCAUAUCACCCAAAUUUUGAUGGAUCCAUGAUCUUUUUUUUUCAAAUAGUCUACGUCACUAGGACAUAAACUGUAAAUGUACUUAAUUUGAUGCAAUAAAAUUUAAGCGUUAUCAUAUUUUAGAGAAAUAUUUUCAGUGCGAAAAGUGCUUAAAUAUGAUUUAUCGCUGAAAUGUGUACAUUCAUAGUAUCAUUUAAGUCUAGAUUUCUUAAGGUGUCUUUCUCACUUAAACUUGUAUCUCAGACAGAGGCAUUGGAUUGGUUCAUUUAUCUCAAAUAGUUUGUGUUACCUGGACAUAUAUCAUCAAAGUUGUGACAGAUCAUCAGAGUUUGAAAGAUCCAUGCAUGAGCUUAUAUCACUCAAAAGUCUUAUCACAGAAAUCUUGACAGAGUGUUGGUGAAUCCAUUGCAUAUAUUCAUGUGAAUGAAGUCUUCAUCAAUCCUAUCAUCUAUGACCUAUGUGAUUCAAAAGGACCCUCCAUCACUUAAACAUAUUACUGAAAUGUGUGACUGCUUUUAAGCGGAAUGAAUAUAUGUUAAUAUUUAGUUAAACCCCAUUAUCAUAAAGUCGGCAGGACUGUGGAAAAACAUGAAGUUUUAGGAGUAUCAAAUUUACGUAAAUUUGAAUGUUUUGUGUGACGUUUGGUCGCGACCAUCGAAAUACUUUAAAUUACAAAGAGUCUUUGAAUUAUAAGAGUUUGAGAUAACAAGGUUUGACUGUAUUAAUGUUUCAGCAAAACACUAAAUAUUAGUUUUUUUUAAGUAAGGACUCUCUUAUCCGAUCAAAUCUUUACAGAUUCGUCCUUUCUUAACAAAUUCGAAAAUAUUUAAAAAUUAAUUGACAUUGUUUACUUUUUACUGAAUUUUAUGUGAAUGUCAUAUUUUUGGCAUGAAUUAAACAAUUCUGAGAUUCUUUUCAUACUCAUGUGUACCAUAUCUUUAUGCUGGCUGUGCUAUAUUUUUCCUGAAGUACCGUUAGAUAGAUAUUGCCUACAAUUUUUUCAUAGUUACUGAGAGUGUAAACAGAAACAAGUCUGUUAGAUGUUUUGCUUGUAAGUAUGCUGCACAUUUUUAUCAAACUGAUAUUGUGCACUCCUCAAUAUCUGAGAGUCCAAUAUCGGCCCAGGUUAGGUUGACAAUAAUGUAUACACAUAGAGAGCUAUCACUUUUCCUGGUGCUGUACUAGCCAGAUUUUUGUAGUAUAUUAGCCAAAAGUGUAUGAUCAAUUUUUAUAAGAACUAUAUAUAGUUUGGGCCAUUUUUUGCUCCAAGUUCAUCAAAUUUCCAAGCCUUUAACUUUAACCAAACAUUGAAAUACCUGUUUCUGUAAUUUUUAUACCUCUUGGUGCAAUUAUGAAAAAAAAAUUGUUUGCCUUUCCCAACUACGGUUGCAAUAGUUACAAUUUGUCAUUGUCAUAGAAAUUUUAAUAUUUAUUCAAUUUGCCAAAUUUGGCGUAUUUUUUUCUCUCAGAAGGUAGCUCAUUACUGUUGUAUGACAUGUGUUUUCUCUUUAUUACAUGAAUUACCAAGUUAAUUGUAUUACACUGAUUCAAUCCCUACCUUUAUCUGUAUUGUAAGAAUUUUUGUGAAUACUAGCCUAUUAUGUCAUUAUGUUGGUGUACAAUACUCAAUAAGUCAUAUCUAUUGCCUGCAUCUUCGCAUAAUUUUCUUUUUGAAAUGAAUUUGUAUUGACAGUACCCACAAAUACAUGACACUAAGUUGUGUAUUGAUGAAAUACUGUUAGUGUUGCAUUCCUGCUUUUGAAAAAGAUCGAACUAAUUCAUUUUCCCGAGGACAGUUUCACAAUGACAACAUUAGCAUACAAACAUAUAUUGUUAUAGAUUUAUAAUGCUAAUGUUGUAAUAAUAAUGGAUGGCUAAUUUUGUAGUUACAAAUGAACAUCAGCACAUUUUUAAAUUAAACACAAAAACUUAUAUAAUACUAAGUAAUCCCUCUUUUUUGAGACGAGAGAGAUUCAUUGGUUGAAUAUAUCAAAGUUCAUAGAUGUAUUGUGUUCAAUAUCUACAUUGUGUUGAGAGUCUAUUUUGAUAUAAUCACUUCACUGUAUAUCUGAUCAAGAUUACUCCCCAGUUAAUACAGAUAUAGUUGAACUUUGUUAGUAAUUGGAACCUGAAUGUUUCAAGAUAUUACAUUCAGUUAGGAUGAAUGUUGACUUGAAAUGAAAUAAAUCUUGCCUUGCUGAAAUGUCA